This is a messenger RNA of Dermacentor albipictus, 1227 nucleotides long. RefSeq lists its product as uncharacterized. Lineage: Eukaryota; Metazoa; Arthropoda; Arachnida; Ixodida; Ixodidae. The record is from RefSeq and is a predicted model, not a curated record.
UUGCUUUUCAUUUUCCUUUUUAUAACUAGCAUUUCUUUCUCCAGCGUUUCUUUUUAUUAGUGAGUCUGUUGUGGAGGUUAUAUGCGAGGUUACCUGCGUGCGUACAAUCCAAGAGCAUGGCCUCCGAAAGCCGCGAUACCCUAUCUCGGGCUAAAGCGUCAAAACCAACUCACUGCCCGUAGUCGACUGCGUUAGUGCAGUUGGUAUGUGUAAUUAAUCGUAGUUAGUUUGUAUCGUACAGUUUGGCUGUUCCGACUGCUAGCGCCUUACUAAGGCUUUGCUACAACGUUCAGCUGCGGCGAGUCGUGUGAUGCACGGAUAGACGGGUGAUGUCUUCUCUCCGAUUUCAGAAGCAACCUACCGGCUUGUCUACCUAGACUUUCAAGAAAUAAGGUGGUCAAUACAAUGCCAUUGUCAUGUAGCAGAUGCUUUGUGUAUGAAACGUGGAGGUACUGAAGUGGUUGGCAGAAAGAAUAUUGCAUGGACAUGGAACAGACAGCAGGCCCAGGACACCUGGCGAAUCACUGCUGAAGCUCACCUGUGCAGACUCCACCAACAAUGAUGCCACGGAGGCAAGUGCAGGUCAGAGGCAAGAAGUAGUGGCCCUGGUGUCGACAUUCACCCAAUUUCUUUCAUUUUCUUACACCUCGAACACACCUCGAACAGCCACCUUGACUGCGGGCUUCUUUCACCUACGGACGUUAGUGAGUGCUCUGAGCGAAGAUGGCAGUAGGACCGGCUUGAGCCAGAUGUGCCAACGUCGAUUGCACAACGAACAGAGAUGCUACGACCAGCAGCGCUUCACGCAGCAGGAACUGCAAGUGCUGAGAGCCCUUGACGACAAACUCCGAAACGGCGAGAUCACCAGAGUGAGGUCAACGUACCCGAGCAACGUGUCCCAAACGGAGAGAGAAAUGUUUAAGGAGAGGAUAUACAGCGCCAUUAUGAGCAUCGCACCAAAUGAGCGAGCGGCCCGGAUCAUCAAGGAAAAAUUGGAGAACUUUGUUAAAUGCAUGGCCAACAGCUACCAACGUCCUUAUCCAGGGGGUCGCAAUCAGAGAGAAUGAGAAUAUGCUUUUUUUUUCUGCCUGGUGUUGGAAUAGCGUCAUCGUCCUGUACAACGGUGCCUGGUCCUUUGAUAAGGAUGUUCAUCGCUGUGUGAUAUUCGUCUGAGCACUGUGCUAUCGCGAUGCUUGUGAAGUGAAUAAAAUGUGUGAUCUCACAGUU